AUGGAUGCUAACAACAACAUAUUCCCAUUAGCCUUUGGAAUAGGAGACUCUGAAAAUGAUUCAUCAUGGUUAUGGUUUUUCACAAAGCUGAAGGAGACAUAUGGAGAAAGAGAAGGUAUGACAAUCAUUUCAGACAGCCAUAAAAGCAUAGAAAAUGCUAUAGACGAUGUAUACCCAAAAGCUUUCCAUGGAGCAUGCAUAUUCCACCUGUUAAACAACAUCAAUGUCAAUUUUGGUGUCCAUGGGGAGGACCUAAACCUAAACUUUGUCAAAGCAGCAAAGGCAUACAGGGUACAAUCAUUUGAGCACUACAUGCAUGAAAUAGACAAGAUUGACACACGCAUAAGACCGUAUUUACAAAAAAUUGGAUAUUCAACUUGGUCUAGAUGCCAUGCUCCAACAAGAAGAUAUACAAUGAUGACAUCAAAUAUAGCUGAAUCAAUAAAUGAUGCAUUGAAAGUUGCAAGAACGCUGCCAAUCACUACAAUGAUGGAGGGCCUUCGAAGUUUAGUUCAAAAAUGGGUAUGGAAAAAUGGUAAUGAAGCAAACGGAACAUUCACACAAGUAACAACAGAUACUGAAACUGUGCUUAGAGAAAAAUUUAUUCGUGCCAUUAAAUUUCAGAAAGGAAAUUUUUUGGUCAACCUAAUGGAGAAAACAUGUGAAUGCAAAAGAUUCCAACAAGACGAAAUACCGUGUGCACAUGCAAUAGCAGUAUUCGCCAAAACACGGCUGAAAACAUAUGAUUAUGUUGCUGAUUACUACAAAACUACAACUAUGAAAGCAACAUAUGACUCAACCGUUCAUCCAUUGCCAAAUGAAAGCGAAUGGACACUGCCAGAGACUUUAAACAUAAUUGUCCUACCACCAAAAUCAAGAAAACCACCAGGUCGCCCUAGAAGAAAAAGAAUCAGAUCUAGAGGAGAACCAAAGGUGCAAAUAAAAUGUGGAAGAUGCGCGCAGCAAGGGCAUAAUAGAAAAACAUGCAGGAAUGAACCAAUCCCAAAGCUGCGAAACACAACAAAGUCAAAGAAAAUAGACAAAUAA
Molecule: messenger RNA, 1047 nt
Organism: Humulus lupulus (European hop)
Lineage: Eukaryota; Viridiplantae; Streptophyta; Magnoliopsida; Rosales; Cannabaceae
Exons: 3
Coding region: 1-1047 (348 amino acids)
Molecular function (GO): zinc ion binding
Source: RefSeq, a predicted model, not a curated record